AGAAUUCCUGCAUCCACGCGCUAGUGAUCGUCACGUGUUGCAGUUCGUAUCUAACGGGGCUGUCAAAUGGCUUUUAUUCCCUCAACAAGUUAAUGCUUCAUCACUAAACUGACGCUGAAAAAGAGAUGAAAAUGGGAUCUCGGAUCAAGGACAAGCCUAAGAAGAUCUUUGAAGCUUACAUGGAGGUGAAAUAUUCUGAGGCAAAAGGGGCAGAGAUGUGUUGGCUUUUCCCUGAGGACUAUACUGACCAGGAAACUUUGCAGACUGUGCCUAAGUUUUGCUUCCCUUUCAGUAUGGACAGUCCGGCAGUGGGACAGGUGGCACAAAACUUCACAUUUGUCUUGACUGAUGUUGAGAGUAAGCAGCGUUUUGGUUUCUGCCAACUAUCUGAUGGAGCUCAGAGUGGCUACUGUUUCCUCAGUUAUCUGCCAUGGUUUGAAGUGUUCUAUAAUCUGCUGAAUAUGCUGGCUAACUACACUAAUAAAGGACAGGAGAAUUUAAAGAAGGAAUUGAUGGAGUCUCUACAUGCAUUAUCAAUUCCUGACCCUGGAAUGUCUGUAUACCUGAAUACGCAUGCCUGCUUCACUGUGCCUGAUCCAAGGGAGCUGCCAAGUAUACCUGAAAAUAGAAACAUGACAGACUAUUUUAUAGCAGUAGAUGUAAACAAUAUGCUUCAUCUAUAUGCAAGCAUGCUGCACGAACGAAGAGUCCUAAUCAGCUCCAGCAAUUUGAGCACUUUAACGUCAUGUGUCCAUGCAGCAGCAGCCAUGUUGUAUCCUAUGUACUGGCAGCAUGUUUACAUCCCAGUGCUACCACAGCAUCUUCUAGACUACUGCUGUGCUCCUAUGCCAUACCUUAUAGGAGUCCACUCCAGCCUGAUGGAGAGGGUGCGGGUGAUGGCUCUAGAUGAUGUUGUCAUUUUAAAUGUGGAUACUAACACACUAGAGACUCCAUUUGAUGAUCUACAGAACCUUCCUAAUGAUGUGGUUUCGACUCUAAAGAAUCGUCUGAAAAAAGGAUCUACUACUAUGGGAGCUGGGGCAGCACGAGCUUUUUUGAAAUCACAGGCAGCUCUGUUUGGCAGCUACAGGAGCGCUCUGCGCAUAGAACCGGACGAACCAAUUACAUUCAAUGAGGAGGCGUUUAUCACACACAGAUCUAACACAAUGAGACAGUUUCUGCAGAAUGCCACACAGCUUCAGCUCUUUAAACAAUUUAUAGAUGGACGUUUGGAAUUGCUGAACUCUGGUGAAGGCUUCAAUGAUGUAUUUGAGGAGGAGAUUAAUAUGGGAGAAUAUGCUGGCAGUGAUAAAGUAUACCAUCAGUGGCUUCUCACAUUUAAGAAAAGUGGCGGGGCCAUCUUUAACACUGUGAAGACAAAAGCAAACCCUGCUAUGAAAACUGUCUACAAGUUUGCAAAGGACCAUGCAAAGAUGGGUAUCAAAGAAGUGAAGAGUCGUCUUAAGCAAAAAGAAAUGGCAGAGAGCAACCUCUCCAGUAGCACAGAUGACUCUACCUCCACCCAUUCUGUGUCUACACAAAGAAAGGAUGCCCACUCCUGGGAACAGAGAAGACCAAUUACAGUGCAAUUUGGACAGUCCUUCCAUCCUAGGCCACUAGCAGCAAAGAGACCGCGCAGCAACAUGGACCUUGAGGGCAGUCAUGAACACUUUAUGCGCCCUACACGUCACUACACUGUGUUUCUGUGUGAGGACUCCUCUGGUGAUGAGCUGUCACAGGAUGAUGACGUCAUCCCUUCUUUUCCUGAUCACUUCCUUCUCUCCAAACACUUUGAAUGGUCUCAAUCUUAUCAAUCUCUAAAGGACACAGAGCUUGUGGGAAAAAAAGGAGAAGUGUGUUUCCAGGGUAACACACCUAUGGAUGGGCCAAUGCAUUCUAAGUUAUCUGAGCUGAGCCUUUUAGAUAAUUCAUUUGGCAACCAGCAGGAGAAGCCUACCUAUGCCUUACAUACAAUAAACAGCACACACAAAGUGGUUGAGGAGCUAAGUUCCAUCAACAAAAAAGUUGACCAGGAUGACAACUUCAGUUACCAGCACCAGGAGCUCAGUGGUGAUGAAAAUAUUCAGACUUUUCUGGCCCUGAAUCACUCAACUUGCAACAAACUGUGGACCCAGUCAUUACCAGAUACUGUACCCUUUUCCAGCCAAGACUCAUCCUUUGUUAAUAUGCAAUUGUCUGUGCUACCACUGGAGCCCUGUAUUCCCAGAGAUCCCCCUGGCCCAGAACUGAUGGAAGAAAGGAGUAUAUCAAUUCCUCGACCACAAGCACAGAAAAAAAUAACAAAACCAGGAGCCAUACUUUCACCAACAGUGACUUUGCUGCAGGGCCAGCGACAGGAAGAACUGGUGGUGGGAAAUGUGAAAAGACAGACACUCAAUUCAUCCCCUAUGACAGAGUCUCAACUACCCAGCACAGAUCCAGGGCCUGACCUGCUUUGCCUUCUAGACCCUGUAAGAAGAGGAGUAGUGUCCUCAAAUUCAUCACUUCCACCACAGCCUACUUUUACUCCAUUUCAUGGCCACUGCUCUCCUAACCCGUUCACACAGGUCCCCCACUCUGUCCUCCAAAAAUAUUAUAACCCUGUGCCUCCAGACAAUCCCUUUAGCACUGCCUACUUCUCACCACAAACUACUGCAUAUUUCCAUACCUCUCCUGUUUUAAUGUUUAAUCAGGCUUCCACUAUGGUUGGACCUACAAUGAAUGGAUCAUGGCCUGUUGACAGAGCAUCACCAGCCUCCAGCAAUCUGAUUGAUUCUCCAGCGCCAGCCUGUCUAUCCAAGGCUCUGCCCCCCACCCACCAGACAGAUAAAUCUAAUGACCCCUUUAGUGACCUUCUCACCAUGGCAACAACAUCCACUGUUAUAACCACACAAUCAAAAAGGAAAAUGGAAGACCUGCAUAGAAAAUGGGAGACAUUUGACUAGCCUACCAAACAGUAAAGAUCUGCAGUAUUUAAACAGACAUCAUAUAUCUCAGCCUGUUUAAAGAUUCAGUUCCUACUUUUACAGUAAAGGUUAAACACUUAAUAAAGGAUAAAGGAUAAACUAGUUAUACAGGAACCUGGUGUUUCACUCUGGGUGGUUGCUAUAUCAAACACAUCCUCCAGUCUGGAAACCAGUGAUGUUAUUUGUUAAUGUUUGUUUUUUCGGCUUCUGAGCAGUGCCACGUUUGAAGUUUACAAACUGAUUUGAAUGACUGCAUGGUUGUGAUUUGAAAUGAGUGAGACACACAGUAGAUUAAAAAGCUAAACCCUUCUCCAAUAUGUUUAUCCAAAAAAAAUACUUUUCAAUAAUGGUUUUCAGAUCAAAAUGAAAAUUUAAGUUACAUUUGGUGUAUGUGACAUGUUCACACAUUCUAAAUCACUGCUUCUCCUUUGGAGCAAGGCUGUAUAAGGCCUAUCAAUAAAUCCCCUAACCUUAACCAGUAGCUGUUCCCUUGAUUUGAGUUCACUGGUAUUCAAGCACAAAUCUAAUGCGAGUUGAACACCCAUUAGACUAGAUUAGACUUGGUUAGCCAAAUCUACUGCUUAUAGUCCCUCUCACAUGUCAUCAUAAAUCUGAAAGUGGGGAAUAUAUUCAAAGUUGUUGAUAUAAAUUGGUUGGUGGGUUCAAAAUUUACAUAAAUAUUUAUGAAAGAAUGUUUCAUACUUGCUCUCUCUCCUUUGUCAAAUGAUAUAGAAUGUAAUAUGAAUGCUAGAAACCAUUUUAAAGUAGAAUUAUAAAAACGCACUGUUGUAUGAAUGAGUACAUGCAAUGAAGAAAAAUGUCAUUGAUCUAAUAAGAGUACACUAUAUUUCCAGUAAACUGUGGCAUGAAUAGUCCUAGUAGUAUCAAAUUAAUCACUGCAAAUUUGAUAUAUCACUGUCAUGAAAUUGUAAUGUGUGUGCAGGGUUAAGGCUAUUUUAUUACACUUUAUAAAUCUCUAUUUUGAGUUGUUGAAUUAAUAAAAUAAUGUCAAUAUUUAUAA
Molecule: messenger RNA, 3987 nt
Organism: Tachysurus vachellii
Lineage: Eukaryota; Metazoa; Chordata; Actinopteri; Siluriformes; Bagridae
Gene: dennd1a
Product: DENN/MADD domain containing 1A
Exons: 23
Coding region: 126-2945 (939 amino acids)
Biological process (GO): endocytic recycling; endocytosis
Cellular component (GO): clathrin-coated vesicle; cytosol
Molecular function (GO): phosphatidylinositol phosphate binding; guanyl-nucleotide exchange factor activity
Source: RefSeq, a predicted model, not a curated record